GAUUCAAACGGGCGGCGGGUCGCGGCGCGCUCUGCUGCCGGUUUCCUUGGAGACGGCGAGAGGCCCCCGCGGCGCCCAUGGAGCUCGGGCUCGUCGGUCCCGGGCCCUACCGUGCCACGCGGCUGUGGAACGAGAUAAUAGAACUUUUUCGUGCUGGCAUGCCUUUACGGAAGCAUCGGUGUCGCUUCAAAAGCUAUGAGCGUUGCUUCAAAGCCUCGGAGGCAGUGGACUGCUUACAUGAACUGCUUGGCUCUAAUCAAAACUUUGGCCCAGAAGUGACUCGCAAUCAAACAGUUAAGCUGCUUAAAAAAUUCCUGAAAAAUCAUGUUAUUGAAGAUAUUAAAGGAAGAUGGGGCAAAGAGGACUUUCAAGAUGAUGGCCAUUUAUAUAGAUUUCCUCCUUCAUCACCGCUGAAGCCAUAUCCAAAGAAACGUUCAUAUGGAAAGGAAGUAAUUAAAUUUCCAGACUGGAAUGAACCAAAGGCUGGUGCUUCGCAAGAGCACAUUCCAGUGAAGUCAGUCACAAUGAACUCUGAGAUGUGGUACAAGCGACACAGUAUAGCUAUAGGGGAAGUACCGGCAUGCAAACUUGUGUUCCGCAGAGAGCUAACACAAACGAAUAUAGAAGAGAUAUGGAAAUCCAUGACUUUGUCACAUUUACAAAAGGUCUUGGGUUUGGAUUCUCUGGAUGAAGUGCUAGACACAAAACUUGUGAAUUCAAAGCAUAUAUUCCAAAACGUGUACAAUGUCAAUAAGCAAGGCAUUGUCACUUUAGAAGACAAAUCCAAGGAACUGCCUCACUGGAUAUUAUCAGCAAUGAAAUGUCUAGCAAAUUGGCCUAGCUUUUCAGAUUUGAAGCAACCUACAUACUCAGGAUUUGAAAGAGAUGUCUUCACAACUAUAGUGGACUACUUUGGUCAGAUGAAAGAACCUCUUCUCACAUUUCAUUUUUUUGAUAUUUUUGUUAGUGUUUUAGGUUUGCUGCAAAACCACAGCAAAGCCAUAGAAGCCCUUCAGAUAUCUUGCCUCCUGCUGCCACCAGAAAACAGGAAGAGACUACAGCUGUUGGUGAGGAUGAUGGCAAGAAUUAGCUUUAACAAGGAUUUACCACCUCUUUCUGAAUCAGUGAAGACCAGAACCUUGAUGGUUCAAGCAUUUUCCCGUUGUAUUCUCUGCUCAAAGGAUGAAAUGGACUUGGAUGAACUGCUUGCUGCUAAACUAGUAUCUUUUCUCAUGGACAAUUAUCAAGAGAUCUUAAGUGUUCCUUCCUCCUUAAAAUCUUCUAUAGAGGAACAUGUUAUACAUCUCCAGAGAGUUCAGAUAAAAUAUGCUGGAGCUGAUACUGAUACCACUUUUCUUCCUCCAUCAUUUUGUCACCAAAUCAGUACAGAUGAAUUUGAACACCAAAGAGCAACUGGCUCUCAAGAACCACUGGCAGCUUUAUUGGAAGAGAUUGCAAUGAAUAAAGAGAUAUCUGUGAAAGAUAAGAAGAAGAAGCUCAAGCAAUUUCAGAAAUCUUACCCUGAAGUGUAUAAAGUACGAUUUCCUACCCCUGAAACUGAAGCAGUGCUGUUUCCAGAAAAAACUAAGCAGAAACCACCACUACUGACGUGGGCGUUAAAAAAGCCUUUUCAACCAUUUCACAGAACCAGAAGCUUCCGGAUGUAAAUGGUUUGCAGUGUAUCAGCGAAUGGAGUCAGAGCAUAUUGUCAAUGGAUCCUAUACAAAAGGAGCCUGAAGAGCAUGUAGUUAUUAAAAAAAAAAACCUAAUGGGGAUAUUGCUGAGAUGGUAGAAAAGGUCAAAAGAGGAGGAAAGUAUUGAGGUAGUAGAAAUGUGAACCAUUAUCAGUAUUUUUGUAAAUCUUUUUUUUUUAUAUGUCUCUUAAAAAAAAAAGCAAUGAACUCAAGGUGUUUAAUCUGCAUGGGGAUAAAGCAUGCUUGCUGACCAUUAUUUCAAGGUCUAAAUGUAUUUGUGUGUAAUCUGUUGUGUAUAGUUGUUGGUAACUAGUCAAAAGCUUUUUUUUCCUCUGAAAAUGGGUCUCUAGCGUAAACUAGACUGUGUUUUUUCACAUAUACCUUGAGGCGUUAAUUUGCUGGACAUAUUUGAAGUAUGAGACACUGGAUUAUGUUUUGCUGUUGUACACAUUAGUGUUCUUGAUUUGUAAGAUUUAUUUUGGCAGACAGUAAAAACUCAUUCUUGGUUUUCUGAUUCAUACAAUGCAUAACAACUGGUGUCAACUCCUGCUGAAAUUCCACUAGCUUCUGUGAACCCUUCCUUUUAAUCAACCCAGCCUUUUAAGUCUUUUCCCAUAUAUGCUUACUAAACAUUGCUGUACAAAAUUGGAUGCUUGACAAGAAAACAUUUUAUCAGGAAAACUUGAAGCCUUGCAUUUUCUCUGGAAAUGGAAUUCAAUAUUGAAGUGAUACUGAAGCACAAGUCUUUAAUUUUUUUUUUUUUUAGUUAUGAAGUCUACCUGUAGCUUCACUGUGUGUAUACCAUAUUUGAUUCUGACAGCACUUUUGAGCUGUUAAACAUUCUCUGAUGCGUGCUUACAGAGAGGAUUUCAUGUUAUCCAUUAGAGAUUUAAAGAGCAGCAUUUCAUACCUUAUUGAAUGUUGGAGUAGUCUAUGCAGGAUACAAAACAGCUGACAUAUCAACUAAUUUCUCUGACAUUUUACUGAGCAAUAUAGUGCCUAUCCUAUAAUGCAGCAUUGACGGUAUUUUCACUUCGCUAACCUCCUAAACAUCAAUAGGCUUUAAGAUGUACAUUACAAGGUUCUUGGUUUAAUAGACUGGAAUAUUUAUUUAGCAAUGUGAUUUUGAAUGGCACAUAUCUGUGCCAUUCCAUAUCCAUAUCACAUAUCCACAAUCUGUUUCACACAUUAUAGAUAUGAAGUCCAAGAAUGAACAAUCUUGAACAAAAAUGGUACAAAAGGCUAUGCUUUUAUUUUCAAAUAAUAAGGAAAUAUUAAAAUUAAUAUUAAAAGUAGUCUGAGGCUACUUCUUACCUUUUGUACUUGGUCUUCAAGGGUGCUAUAACCUUUCAGAUGUGUCAUAGCAUUCUGUGUAUCCUUGAGUGCCGUCAAUCUUGGACUAUGACUAGAAAAUGAUUUUGUAAUAAUUCAUGUAGUAAUGAGUAAAGGUAUUGUGGUAAAAACAAACCAAGCAAGUCUAUUCGCUCACAGUCCGAAGUAUGUGAAAAAUACCAUCACAAAAUGUCCUCUGAAAUCUCAAUGGGACUAUAGGAAGAGAACUUCAUCUGAGAUCAUAACCUUAGAGAUUGAAUUUUUAACUGUUGCCCUGUGUUGGGAGACAUUUAUGAAAGCUUAUCUUAGUAAUACAAGAUAUAUGACUGGCAGCUGCAUAGAGCUCUUCCUUGUCUCAUAACUGAACCAACUACAAAUAUGCAAGAUGAAUAUAGUAUGGACACAGAAGUAAGGUUGCUGGCUGCUAAGUAAGGUUAGAAAAAGAAAGCUUGAAAGCUAGUUCAGAGAAGACUGGGCUUGAUGAACUGUCUUGGAAAAAACACAGGUUCUGUAUCCCUAAGCUAUAGUGUAUAGAAACUUCAGUUUUGGUAUUAACAUUCUCAGGAAUUUAGCCUUUACCUCUGCAUUAUUGUCCCACAACUUCUUGAUGUUGCUAAGACUGAACAACAGGGGCUCUGUUUGGUUUAUUUCCCUUGAAUUGUGAGGACCAUAAGCCAAAGUCUUUUGCUUAAACUAGUAGAACUCUGUGUAGAGGUAGAUGUUGCUUCAGUUGCUUUUUCAGUCUAGUUAGACUAAUGUUUGUCAUCUAAGAGGAGCAUCUAAAAUACCUACCUGAACACAUUUAUCUAAGUUGGAGCUAUUUCCUGCUAAAUUUGGAUAAUGAUGUUUAACUUCUUAGUACUGAAACUUCUAGUAUAGUGCCAUUAGCUAUCAUGGUAUUGUUCGGUUUUUUGGACAAGAUCGUUGAGUAGUAACUUCUAUUGUGUGAGUAGUUCUGUUAGGUUUUAUGGUGGGUUUUGUUUGUUUGCUUAGUUGGUUCUGUUUUCUUGUUGUUGGGGUUUCUUUUGCUUUGCUAGGUUCUUUGCCCCCAGCAGAGUCAUCUCUUCCCUUACCGCCCACUCCUCCUCCUUGGGCAUAAACUCUCUCCUGACCUAGUGUUUCCUGCUGACACAUCUGUGACAGAUUAACAGCAACCUUUCCUGGAAGAGGGAAGAACAGUAUUUAUCUCCUUUUCUUGGGAAGGGAGCUGAAUCUUUGCUCAGUGUUGCCCUUUCUUGCUGAUUGUUGUAUUGCUUGCUUUCCUCACACAAACACAGCUUGGUCCAGCUCCAAAAUUAACAAUUAGUCAUCUGGUAAACCUCUCAGUGUCUCCAUUUCUGCUGUAGUCCUCUGGUGUUCUUUGAGUAAUAGGCUGUUAUUGCUAAUGCAGAAAAAAUUAUUUAAUUGCUCAUACUUUGUGUAAAGUCUGUUUCAUCUCACCUAAUUUACCGGGAUUGAUAUCAUCUGUUCACACGCAUGACUACAAGAGUAUGAUUGAUGACUGAUGUUGUUUUCUGAAACUGUUUUCAGAUGUUACUUGAUAUCAAAGCAAGCUUAGGCAAAAACCGGGUGGUCUCAUCUUCUCAUUCAAUUAAGUGGAAAUAAGAACUAAAGUGGAGAAGGUAGUAUGUUAACAUAUCAUGCUUUUAAAGUUACUGCAAUGAUAUGUGAGAACUUUAUUCCCUUCAUCUAAAAAGAUAUUUUACCUUGCAAGAACAUCUCUUUCACAGAGAACAUGCUUACUCAGAUGAUUUGCUGUAUGUCUUCAUAACACCUUUUGAGAUUUGCUGCUGGCUCAGAGCUUAUGAUUCUAUAUAGGAAUAGCUCUAGGUAAGUUCACAUUCUUAGAUUUUAAUCCAUACACUUUUUGGUACCAUUCUAUAGGUGUAUAUAUAUAU
Molecule: messenger RNA, 4924 nt
Organism: Cuculus canorus (common cuckoo)
Lineage: Eukaryota; Metazoa; Chordata; Aves; Cuculiformes; Cuculidae
Gene: DEPDC1B
Product: DEP domain containing 1B
Exons: 11
Coding region: 78-1667 (529 amino acids)
Biological process (GO): positive regulation of Wnt signaling pathway; intracellular signal transduction
Source: RefSeq, a predicted model, not a curated record